ACAUCUUUACUUCCUUCCCAUCCGAUCAUCUACCAUUCUUCUUUGAUCUUUCCCAAUCUCCCCCACAUCAUAGAAAAAAAAAUCCAUUAAUUACAAACGGAAAGCAACAACAAGCAAUUCUCAAAUCAGUUCCAAUUCCAAACAUAAGAUCACUCCUUCCCAAUGGAUAGCAACUCAAUUGAAGGAGGAGAUAUAGAUGAAGAAGCCCAAACACAACACGGCCCGAAGCCAUGGGAACCAAAGAGGGAGAGACUGGCCUCCAUUCACGAGAAGAUCUCCAAGGACCCAAAGCUCCUGAGCCGUGACGCCGGCAAGACAUCCUGCUGCAUCUUCCGGGUUCCUGCGAGCCUGAUCAAGGUCAAUGGCAGGUCCUAUCAGCCCCACAUCGUCUCGAUCGGCCCCUACCACUGGGGCAACCCGAACCUUGAGAUGAUCCAGGAGCACAAAUGGAGGUAUCUAGGAUCGCUCCUCUCUAGAACGGAGACCAUAGGAAUCUGCUUGGAAGAUUACAUGAAGGCGAUCGAGCCUUUGGUGCCGAGCGCACGGGAAUGUUACUCGGAAGUUAUCCACCUCGACACCGAUGAGUUGAUCGAGAUGAUGAUCCUUGACGGGUGUUUCAUGAUUGAGCUGUUUCGCAAGAACAAGAAGUUAGCCCUCUUUGAGGCCAAUGACCCUCUAGUAACCAUGGCUUGGAUCUUCCCUUUCUUCUAUCGGGAUUUCCUCCAGCUCGAGAACCAAAUCCCAUACUUCAUCCUCGAGCGCUUGUUCGAGCUGACAAAGGUAAGUCCGAAGGAAUCGGACCAUUCCCUGGCCGAAAUCGCGCUCGAGUUCUUCAACAAUGCGAUGCAAAGGUCUGACAAGGACAUAGCCAACUACCAUAACAUCGGAGGAAGGCAUCUUCUGGACCUGGUCCGAUCGAGCUUCAUGCCACAGGCCACCCCACUGCCAGAGCCGCCACGCAGGUCCGUCCCUACCGACGUGAUCCACUGUGUAUCCAAGCUGCGGCGGGCAGGAAUCAAGCUCCAACGAGCCAAAGACCAACGGAGCUUCCUGGUCGUGAGUUUCCAAAAGGGGGUGCUUGAGAUGCCCACGAUCACGAUCGACGACUUCAUGAGCUCUUUCCUCCUCAACUGCGUGGCCUACGAGCAAUGUCACCACAGCAGCUCCAAGCACAUCACUACCUAUGCGACCCUCCUGGACUGCCUGGUGAACACGUACAAAGAUGUCGAGUACUUGUGCGACCGGAACAUCAUCGAGAACUACUUUGGGACAGACACCGAUGUCGCCAAGUUCAUUAACAACCUAGGGAAGGACGUGGCUUUCGAUAUAGACCGGUGUUACCUGGCCAAGGUUUUUGAUGAAGUGCACUUGUACUACAACAACAGUUGGCACGUCUACUGGGCAAGCUUUAAGUACACUUAUUUCGACACGCCGUGGUCAUUUAUUUCCGCAUUGGCUGCCCUCAUCUUGCUGCUCUUAACUGUGACUCAGACAUUUUAUACGGUCUAUCAGUUCUAUAAUCACAAGGAAUGAAAUAGCCAGGGAUGUACACGCAUUUUUUGCAUUUAGUGUCACGAUGAGAAGCCCCUCCCCUGUUUUUCAUGUCCCGGUUUCACGACCAAAAAGGGGUUCGAUGUUUUGCCUGCUCGAGAAAGAAUCAAGCAAAGAGGAUAAAUUAUAGACUGCCUCGUAAGCGACCACUCUUUUCUCUUUUA
Messenger RNA from Punica granatum (pomegranate), 1715 nucleotides. The record is from RefSeq and is a predicted model, not a curated record. Lineage: Eukaryota; Viridiplantae; Streptophyta; Magnoliopsida; Myrtales; Lythraceae.